This is a messenger RNA of Balaenoptera ricei (Rice's whale), 711 nucleotides long. It is a transcript of the gene PRR29, whose product is annotated as proline rich 29. The transcript has 7 exons. The record is from RefSeq and is a predicted model, not a curated record. Lineage: Eukaryota; Metazoa; Chordata; Mammalia; Artiodactyla; Balaenopteridae. The coding region runs from base 1 to 711 and encodes 236 amino acids.
AUGGCCUCAGGGACUGGAGGGAGCUGGGGUCGUCCCCCCGCACAGACUGUAGCCCCGACGCCCUGGGUGACCAUUCUGCAGCCCCUCCUGUGGGCCAUCCCACCUCCGUCCCCACAGCCGAGCCGCGUGAAGGAAGACCUGCUGGAACUGAUGAUGCUGCAGAACGCGCAGACGCACCAGCUGCUUCUGAGUGGCCAGGUGGCAGCGGCGCUCAACCAGGGGCCUGCCUGGUCCGGCCCGCAGGUCUACCUGGAGGGUCAACAGGAGGCGGCGGCGUAUGAAGAGGAGGAGGAGACGGAAGCCCAGGAGGAGGGGCCUUUGGUGUUCCACCACCACUACCUGCCCUGCCUGAUGCCUGCUCUGGGCCCCCUGCUCCCCUGGCCGGCCCCUCUCCUUUCCCCUCCCCUACCGCAGCCCCACUUGCAGCCCUUGGCCAGGGUUCAGCACCACCCUCCUACCUCUGGGAAAAGGGGGGCGAGAGCAGUGCCCCCGCCCCCACCCCCCAGCGCCGCAGGGACUGUGGGUGUGGAUGUACCCCCAGCUUCAGGUAGGGACCAGCCCCAAGUAGGCCCUCUCCCCGAGGUCAGUCAGUCCCCUCUCUACCCCACGGAGACCUUGAAGCAGUCUGAUCUCUGCUUCAGGGCCCAGAGUGAUGGGGGAGGCCUGGCUGAGGAGAUCCUGAAGCUGAGCCCUUGGGGCCCCCAUGCUUAG